UCCAAAAUGUAGUGUAAAAUGGGGUUUGUUUCGACGAAGAAUGUUGGUGAAAUAAGUAUUGUUUUUUUACAAACUGCAAAACUCACCGCGAUUUUUGACGUUUGCUAAUUCUUUGACGCGUCGACAGAUCAGAGGCUGGUUUAAUAAUUGAGGCGCAAGUCAGAUGGGCUAACGUGCUUUGAUGAAAUGCACUAAUACGGGAGAUCGCCACCCGACGAAUUAGCCCCCUCUUAUAGGGCUUUCGAGAGAUCGAGAGGCUGGUUUCGGUCUCUCGGGAAAGCGUAGGGGGUACGUGUAGGGAACGCUCUUGAAAAAGGGCGGUUCUCCUCGGACAAAAGGGACCCCCGUAGAACGUCAGUUCCAACCCCUGGGUGGAGUUAACAUCCCCUUAUAUAUCAAGGGUACAGGGGUACCAUUGAUCCCAGAACUCGGUUCGAAACCGAGCAGUGAACAUCGUUCGAUCGAGCUCUUCCAUCGACCGGAUAAAGCUCUCGGGUCCGAGUUAUUAUUUAACGAAUCUCCGAAAGAAUCAGUUGAUCGGGAAAAAAAGUGAGGAUUUACGUGGGAUUACUGUGAAAAUAGUGAACAAGAUCGCUGAAAAAGUGGAAACUUCCCGAGGAAAUUUCAACUUUGGUGAAAAUCCAGCGAGAAAAAUGUCGAGAAGCUUUCUCGUCGAUUCCCUCAUUGGAAACAACAACUCGCCUCCCAAUUACCCGUUGCCGUACUAUGGCAAUCAACUCCCCAAUUAUAUGUUCAACCUCUUCAACCUUGGACUCGGAUAUCAACCCGUCAGACCAGUGCCCAGGCCUCCGACCAUUGCACUUCCCAGUGUGCCCAUCAGCCCACCUGCCGUUGGAGCGUUACCUCUUCCGCGGGGUCACAGUCCACCCUCGCCACUCAAUAACUCCUCUGGAAGACUCUCAGAAGUCUCAACGACGAACGGUUCGACAUCGCGCAACAGCACGCCGACUCCGCCGCCAAAAUCUCCGAAUCAAUACCCGAAUUUGAUCAACAGUUCGAAGCGGAUCCGAACGGCGUUCACGAGCACGCAGUUGUUGGAGCUGGAGCGUGAAUUCUCGGCGAAUAUGUAUUUGUCGCGUUUGCGUAGAAUCGAGAUAGCAACGAAUCUGCAGCUCUCGGAGAAGCAAGUUAAGAUUUGGUUUCAAAAUCGGCGCGUUAAGUACAAAAAGGAGGAUUCGCCGAGCGGCCAGAGUCCCAAGUGCUGUUGUCUUCGCACGUGUGGCAAGAGACGAGAGAGUUGUGACGAGGAGUCGCAGAAGUGCGACGGAAUCGGUGAAAAAUCGGAGCACGACGGAGAGCGUGAUUCGCUCGAGAAAAUCGAUCGCGCGGAUCACUUCGCCGAGACAAAAGACGCCGGUUCCCAAGAAAAUGGCAAAAAGACAGUGAAAAACGAAGUCGAGGGCUCGAAAAUCUCUUUGAAGACGGAAAUCGAGCUCUCCACUGGCCACUCCAAUUUUUACGAGUACACGAAACGCCUCGACGACUCGAGACAAACGACGGGACGGGGCUGCAAGAGAAAUCUCGAAAGUUACGACGACCGCGAGCAGACCAAACGUCAAAUUCUCGUGAUCGAUCCUUACGUCACGAAUAUAUCAGAAAAACCGAUUUUAAGAGUAUCCAAUUGUACCAAACACACCGUCGAACAUAUUGUUAAUUCGUAGGAUCAGUUCUCACUUAGAUUUAUCAUUAAGAUGCUAUUCGCAACGACCAACCAGUGAAAUAGAGACGAACAUCGAGCUGAAUAUGCCUCGAGGUCAUUAUCGUUGUAAAUAAUAUGUACAUAAAAUAUUUUUUGUACCAACAACGUUCACAUUGAACUAACGGAAUUUAGAUAAUUUAUUUCAGGUUUUAAAAUUAUGAGAUAAUAAACGAAUUGUCGAAAGAUA
Messenger RNA from Venturia canescens, 1907 nucleotides. RefSeq names its product GS homeobox 1-like. Lineage: Eukaryota; Metazoa; Arthropoda; Insecta; Hymenoptera; Ichneumonidae. Gene Ontology annotation, molecular function: sequence-specific double-stranded DNA binding; DNA-binding transcription factor activity, RNA polymerase II-specific. Gene Ontology annotation, cellular component: nucleus. The transcript has 2 exons. Gene Ontology annotation, biological process: regulation of DNA-templated transcription. Bases 654 to 1682 code for a protein of 342 amino acids. The record is from RefSeq and is a predicted model, not a curated record.